GAUAACGGAUGAAGUGCAAAAAUAAAUAUAUUAAUAUUAUUUUUAAUAAAAUUAUCAGUUCAAUUGACUAACAUUAAAAAAAAUCUAUUUACUUCUUUAUAUCAAGAGUGAUGUAACACUUGAUAGAUUUAAACUGGAAUUUUUCAAUAUUGUGUAAACAUGAAAGAGAAGAAAUUUACAAAUUCUAGAAAUUCAUUUACUCUCAUUGUGUUUUAUAUGAUAACGAUAUUCAUUGAUCAAACAUCUUCUAAAUUAUGUGAUCUUGAAGAUUUUCGUUAUAUUGAUCGUAAAGUUUUUUGUGAGGCAGAUAACGGUGUAUCAACAUCAUGUUUAGGAACACCAUUUCCAGUUACCAGAGCAUAUAUUCAAUGUUCAAAUAAAUAUCAUAAUGAUAAAAAUAUUUCUCAAUUAAUUAUUGAUUGUAAUGAUGGAGAAUGGACUGAUAGCAUUUUUACAUGUAGACCAGAAUGUGAUGAUAGUCCCGUAUCAUUUACUUUAAUUAAUAAUCCAAAAGAAGAAUAUCCUCCAUGGUAUGCUGAAAUAGUUGAAUUUGCUCCAAAUAAUACAAUAAAAAAUAUUUAUCCAAGUAUUAUUUUUGCUGAAAGACAUGUUGCAACGAAAAAAGAAUUCCUAAAGAAUGGAUUUAAUGAGAAGAAUUUUAUAAUACGAAUUCCAAGAUUAAAAUAUAAAAAACCUAAAGAAUAUUAUAUACAUUAUGAAGAUAAAGGUGCCAAUAAUCAUAAACUCUUUCUUAAAGUUCCAAAUGAAACUGAGGAAGAAACUAAAAAUUCAACAACCAUAGUACAUAUAGAUCCAGUACAUUAUAUUCAAUUUGAUGAUGUUACAUUACCAGCUUGUGAUAAAGUUUAUUCAGAGAAAGAUAAGGGAAUUUUAAAACUCUUACAUUUUGAUCUUCGUCUUAAUUUUCCAAGGUGGUACGAAAAAGUUCUUCCGUUACAAGAAAAAAAUUGCUUUGUACCAAGAGUAGAUUAUACAAGAAUGGAAGUAGAAUGUUUUCAUGAUAAAUCAGGACCACCUACAAUAUGUAAAAAUAGAGCUGAUUCUGCAUUAUUAAGAUGUCAAAUUGGUUAUGAACAAACAAAUUCACCUACUAGUGAUCAUAUUGCACGUUGUUUUUUCUUAAACAGAUGGUUUUAUAGAUAUGGUGAAGCAAAUAAUUGUAAUUUAGUAUGUGGUGAAAUAGAUCCAAAUUAUCGUCCAAAACAAACAACUCUAAUACAUAGAGGUAGUAAAACACAUACUGGAUUUGCACCAUGGCAUGUUGCUAUAUACUUAAUUGAUAAAAGAAAACAAACAGUUAUGCAAAUAUGUGGUGGCACUUUAAUUCAUUCCAACACGGUUCUAUCAGCUGCACAUUGUUUUUACAAUACUGGUACAAAUAGACUUAAUAAUGCAUCGAAUUAUUUAAUUGCUGCUGGUAAAUUUUAUCGGCAGUAUGAAACACAAGAAGAAUCUGAACAAUAUGCUAAUGUACUUAGUAUACAUAUACCUCAUAAUUAUGAGCAACUUCCAAUUAAAAAUGAUGUAGCAGUUUUGAUACUCGAUCAUCAUUUAAGAUAUACACCAUUAGUUAAACCGAUAUGUAUUGAUUUUAGUUCAAAUAUAAUUCCUGAAAAUCUAGAAGGUCAUAUUGUUGGAUGGGGUGCAACAUCAAUUGAUGAUGAAAUCAGUAAUGAAUUAUUAACAGCAAAUUUUACUACUGUAACAAAUAAACAAUGUAGAACAAUAGUUGGACCAAGAGAUAAAUCAGAAAUAACAAAUGAAAAAUUUUGUGCUAUUAAUGAGAAAGGUUCAACUGCAUGCCAAGGAGAUAGUGGCGGUGGAUUUGUAGUAAAAAAACGUGUUGGAGAUAUAGAACGAUAUUUUCUACUUGGUGUAAUAAGUGUUGGUUUAAAUAGUGAAAAAUAUUGUUCUGAUGGUUUUACAACAGUAUUUACAAAUAUUUUAAUAUAUGAAGAUUUAAUUAAGAAUAAAACUUCAGCUGGUAGAAAUGAUGAUUUCUUUAAAAAUAUUGAAGCAAAAUAUCCAUUUAAUAAUGAAAAUGCUUCAUUUUAACUAUAUAUGAAAUUUUAAUAUUAUAAAGGCUUAUUGUUGAUAUUAAGCAGCUUAGUAAUCUUUUAUUAAAGAUAAGACAAAAAUUUAUUAUACUCAAUUUUUAAUGCCUUAUUCGUAUUUUUUUUUAAGAAUUAGAAAUUUUAAUCUUAAAAAUUUUAUAAUUUUAUACUCGUAUAAAUUUUUAAUAAUUACAUAAGUCAUCUGUGAACUUGCU
Molecule: messenger RNA, 2290 nt
Organism: Condylostylus longicornis
Lineage: Eukaryota; Metazoa; Arthropoda; Insecta; Diptera; Dolichopodidae
Product: mannan-binding lectin serine protease 1-like
Exons: 3
Coding region: 160-2076 (638 amino acids)
Biological process (GO): proteolysis
Molecular function (GO): serine-type endopeptidase activity
Source: RefSeq, a predicted model, not a curated record